Molecule: messenger RNA, 551 nt
Organism: Kickxella alabastrina
Lineage: Eukaryota; Fungi; Kickxellomycota; Kickxellomycetes; Kickxellales; Kickxellaceae
Product: putative ubiquitin-conjugating enzyme E2 W
Exons: 3
Coding region: 50-499 (149 amino acids)
Source: RefSeq, a predicted model, not a curated record
AUAUUUUUACGCUGUCAAAAUAAAAACCAACAAAACUCGCAGAUACCCAAUGAACUCGUCACUUCGCACAAAAAGACUCUUGCGCGAGCUCCAUCAGCUAAAAAAAUUGCCCUCGCCGCACAUAUCUCUGGACGCAGCCGACAAUAUUGACAAAUGGAUUGUGCGCCUCCAUGGUGUUGAGCACACCAUAUACGCCAACGAGGAGUACACCUUGCUCUUUGAAUUCCCCACAGACUAUCCAAUUGAAUCACCGGUGGUUACAUUUGUCGGAACAGUCCCCGUUCAUCCACACGUAUAUAGCAACGGCCAUAUCUGUCUGAGCAUCCUGUAUAUGAACUGGUGCCCGGUGCUCACUGUGGAUGCAAUAUGCCAGUCCGUGCUUUCAAUGCUUUCCGGGUGUGAAAAAAAGGUUCGUCCUGACAGGGACUACAUAUAUAUCAAACAAGCAAAGGCGUCGCCAAAAGAUACGGUCUGGCUAUUUGACGAUAUCGAUGUUUGAGCCUCUCAGAAUUUUCACUUUUUCACUUUAAUAGAAAUAAUCUAUCUGUUUC